Molecule: messenger RNA, 3481 nt
Organism: Portunus trituberculatus (swimming crab)
Lineage: Eukaryota; Metazoa; Arthropoda; Malacostraca; Decapoda; Portunidae
Exons: 14
Coding region: 843-2861 (672 amino acids)
Source: RefSeq, a predicted model, not a curated record
GCACAACAUACAAUAAAGAGUGGUAAUGCAGAGAUGGUGUAAAGAAGGCAGGACAGGAAGGAAACUAGAGAGAGCAAAGAAAUAAUAAGUUCACCUGGUUUGAGAAAAAUGACGCGAGGUUGAGUGGUGAAGGCAUUGAUUGAAGAACAUAACACAAAAAGGAAGCUGCAAGAAACUGUUUGACCUGCACGUGGCAGUCUCUAUAUAUAUGGAACGCACCUACUAUAAUCAUCCAUCAUUGUUUCCCAUAACUGUCUAAUCCCGUUUGUCUAAUAGCGUUUGUUCUGCAGUGCAAUCAUACAGGCGAAUGAUGAUGAUGUUAGUGAUGAUGAUGAUUAUGAUGAUGGUGAUGAUAAUUACGAUGAAGCAAGUCAUGUAUAUAGUCGUAUGGCCAGCCAGUAUCCAAAGCACUUCCACGCCACAUCUCCACGACGUUCAAAAGGUUCUAGUUAAUAACACGAGUUUUUUAGAAUGAUGUUAUGGCUCCAGUGACAGAUUAUCACGAUUUCUACAUUAUUACCAGGAGACACACUCUUAAGAUCCGACCAGUCAAUCAUUUAUGUAUCUGUUGAAAAUAUUCGCGAUGAGAGCGAAAAGCGUUUCACCCUCUUUGGCUUGCUUUGCGUCUUCCGCCGGAGGUAAUACUGAAGGCAGUUGUGGUGGCAAGACGCUAAGUUGCGAGUUACUGCUUAUCAUCGCAAAUCUAUCUUGGCCGCUCCUUCGCCGCCCUGCACAGUUCACAUACGCCUCUCACUAUCGGCGCAGUUCUCACUCGGCACUCAAGACGGGUGGGAGUGCUACCUGAGCCGCAUCCCUUCUCACCUUUACAAUUCAUCCCCGGUAUGACGAGCGUGCGAUCAGCGAUGGGACGCCCAAUGGAGGGGGUGGUGGUGGUGAUGGUGGUGGUGAGCAUGGCGGGGCUGAUGACCUCCGCCUCACCCCACGCGGACCUGCUCACCCUCACCCAAGACUAUUGGGACUGGAAGAUACGAGAGUUCCCUCAGUUUGCCACUAGGCUUGGUAUCAAGGAUGACCACGCAGCUCAUCUGGACACUCUGGACAUGCAACACCUGCAGGGGAGGAAGGCUAAGUGUGAGGAGUUCCUGCAGCGAGCACACGACAUCGACGCCGCCUUGCUCUCCCCGGAGGACUUGAUCACACUGAGGCUGUUCAAGGAAGAGAUGAUGACCUACGUGCUUAACUUCCCCUAUAAGAAGUACUUCACGCCCAUCUCCUUCCGGGGCGGGCCGCAGCGCUAUCUUGAGAGAUUGGUGAAGAAAUACAUCAUGCUCGAAUCUUACAGCGACUACCAGAAGCUUCUAUCAAGGUACAGGGAAUUUCCCAGGCAGGCCCAGGAGAUCCUCACACUGCUCAGGGGGAACAUUGACGACGGCAUCAUGCCCUCCAACUGGUCCAUGGGAGGCGUGGUGGACAAGCUGGACGGUCUGAUCGGCCCCAUGGAGGACUCCGUGUUCUAUAAACCGUUCGUUAACAUGUCCGACACUAUCACCGCUGAACAGAGAGCCACACUGAUGCAACAAGCGCAGGAGAGGAUCAAGCAGGACCUGAUUCCCUCCUUAAAGGAAAUUCAGGACUUCUUAGUGAACCAGUACCUCCCGGCAACCAGACCAGAAAUAGGGGCGUCAUCGCUUCCGAACGGGGAGGAAUACUACCAAGCGUGUCUCAGAUUUUUCACUAGUACUAACCUCACACCGAUGGAAAUCCACGAGCUGGGCCAUACGGAAGUGGCGAGGAUAGAGGCGGAGGUGCAGAAGACGGCUAUGGAAUUAGGGAUGGAAGGCAAAAGUUUCUCUGAGAUCAGUCAAGUCCUCAAGAAUGACCCAACACAGAAAUUUAGCAACAAGGACGACCUCCUGGAGACCUACACAAACACUAUUUACAACGACAUCUAUCCCCGGGUCCAGCAAAUGUUCCCCAACCUGCAACUUGCCAACAUCACAAUUGUCGAGGAUAACACCACAACCAGCGGUGCGUGGUACAACAGCCCCUCCAUGGACGGCAAGCGUCUCGGCUCCUUCACCCUCAGUCACCACAAAUCGAGAAUGAGGUACGAGGUGAUGGCGCUGUCCCUGCACGAGUCAGUUCCAGGCCACCACUUGUACUACAUGUACCUGCGUAAGCAUCCCUCCACCCCUAACUUCCGCAAGUACAUCGACUACACCUUCAAAGCCAAUACGCCGGCCAAGUUCCCGCUGCAUACUGUCAUCCUUGAGGGAUGGGCUCUGUACUCUGAGUUUCUUGGAGAGGAGAUGGGUCUCUACACGGACCCAUACCAGAAGAUGGGCCGCCACUCCUUCGAGUUGCUGCGCGCCAGUCGUCUGGUGGUGGACACUGGCAUGCACGCGCUGGGCUGGUCCAGGGACAUGGCUGUGGCUUUCCUCAUGAACCACACAGCGCUGUCCGAUAGCAGUAUACAGGGUCAAAUCAAUAGGUACAUCACGUGGCCGGGGCAGGCGUGUGCGUACAAGGUAGGGGAGAUCAAGAUCAAGGAGCUGAGGCAGAAGGCGCAGAACGCCCUGGGCAGUCUGUUCCGGCUGUCAGACUUCCACGACGUGCUGCUGAGCUGCGUCGGGCCGCUCAACAUCGUGGAGGAGUGUGUGGUGAGUUACAUUGAGCAGACAAACCUGAAAAUAGAGAAGCGGGGAGAGAAGGCGGAAGAGGAGGAUAGUGAAGGUGGAGACAAGGAGGAACACGAGUCCACAGACCCAAGAGAGCAAGACAUGGGCAGUGUAGGGAGUGUGGCCAGUGUGGCGGGCAGCAGUAGCAGCAGCAGCAGCAGCAGCGUGAUUGCGGUGGCGGUGUGUUGGCUAGCCCUGCUGCGCGCCGUGCACUUUAGAUAAUGCUUGCUGCCUAGUGUGCCUGCGGCGGCGACGCCCCGCUGCGCCACAAUGCCUCCUGACGCGCGAGUGUACAGCUGUACGUUGUGGCCUGUCUGUUUGUACAUUAAUACGCUCUAUGUAGCCUUUUUGUCAUGUCAUAGUCAUAUAUUGUAUAUUUCCUCUCCUCCAGAUGAUAGUGUUUAAAAAGACUGUAGUGUAGCGGUGGCAUUACCCUUUAUCAUUAUCACCGAGUGAGUCUGUAUGUCGCGCAGGGCUGGGUAGUGGCAGUAGUAGUAGUACUAGUAGUAGUAGUAGUAGUAGUAGUAGUAGUAGUAAUAGUAGUAGGAGUAGUAGUAGUAGUAAUAGAGGUACUGUAUUGGAUUUAAUAGUGAUGAUGGUGUCGGUAUCUGUGAUGACAUGUACGUACUAAAAGCUUGCAAGUAGAGUGGGUCGUGUUGUAUACAGUACAGGGACUCUGUGUCAAUCAGGGAGGCAAAUCACCAAUUCCCGUGUGAUUUCGUACAUUAAUGUUUCAAUAAUCAUAUUUCUGAUAAAAUUUCCUUUACUGGAAGAGGUUAGGUUAGGUUUGGCUAAAUUGCGUUACUGUUAAGUCAGUUUAGUCAAUAAACCAAGCAAGAUAG